Nerophis lumbriciformis (worm pipefish) is the source of this 2295-nucleotide messenger RNA. The record is from RefSeq and is a predicted model, not a curated record. Lineage: Eukaryota; Metazoa; Chordata; Actinopteri; Syngnathiformes; Syngnathidae.
AUGAGCGCAGAUGUCAUUUUUGCACGAGCGACGGAGGUCGCGGCGUCGACGCUCGCCAGCCAGCCAGCCAGCCAGCCACAAUCACUUGCGAGUCCGAAGAUGGAGCCCGGCCGUUCUGAGCAGCAACUUCACUUCCGCCCCAAGAGGACAAAGCGCGAAUGGAGACCGCUGGAGGAGCGAAGCUGUACUGACCUGCCCUGGUUCCUGCUCUUCCUCAUCUUCUGCGUCGGCAUGGGUAGCGUGUGCGCCUUCACGGUGGCGUCGGGGGGCGCGGCCCGCCUGCUCUCGGGUUACGACAGCUUCGGCAACACGUGCGGGCGCCGCAACCCGCCGUUGGACGGCGUCCGCCUCAGCGGCCUGGAUCACACCGACAGGAAGUUCGUCUUCUACUUGGACCCUUGCGACGUGGACAUCGUUCAGAGGAAGAUCAAGUCGGUGGCGCUCUGCGUGGCCCUCUGCCCCCCGCGAGCCCUCCGCACCUUUCAAGACCUCCAGAACUUCGCCGAGAUCAAUGGUUCCGAGUUGUGUUCGUACGAGUUAGCGGCUCACAAGUACGCCAGCGCCCCCGAGAGUUCGGCCAAGUGUCCCAAACUUCCCGUCCCGCCCAGCAAGCCUUUGCCGCUGUUCAAUCGCUGCGCUCCCACGGACGUGUCCUGUUACUCCAAGUUCGCCGAGGCGGUGGCCACCUUCGUCGGAGACCGCUCCCUCUUGCGCCGAGCGGUCGCCGGCGUGGCGGCCAGCAAGGAGAUCGUCGCGGGACUUUGCGUCCUGGCGCUCGCGCUGUCCAUGUUGCUGACGGUGAUCAUUCGCUACAUCUCCACCAUCCUGGUGUGGAUCCUUACCUCCUUGGCGGUGCUUGGCUCCCUGGCGGGUACCGGCGUUCUCUGGUGGCUCUACGUGGACCGCCGUCUCCACGGAAACCUGACCCGGGCGGCCCCGGAGGACCCGGCGGGCGGGCGCGCCCCCCUGGUCUACGCCGCAUCCGCGUCCGUUUUCACGGCCGUGCUGCUGCUGCUGAUGCUGUUCAUGAGGAAACGCGUGGCGCUGGCCAUCGCUCUCUUCCACGUGGCCGGCAAAGUUUUCGUCCACUUGCCGCUGCUGACGCUGCAGCCGUUCGUCACCUUCCUGGUGCUGCUCCUCUUCUGGAUCUACUGGGUCCUGGUCCUGCUCUUCCUGGGAACCAGCGGGGAGGCGGUGCCGAACGAGGAGGAGGGGCUGACCGAGUUCCGUCUGAGCGGCCGCCUGGAGUACCUGACGUGGUUCCACGGCGUGGGCCUGCUCUGGAUCACCGAGUUCAUCCUGGCCUGCCAGCAGAUGACCGUGGCGGGCGCCGUGGUCACCUACUACUUCACCAGGGACAAAAGGCAACUUCCGGCGUGGCCCGUCGUGCGCUCGGCCUUGCGGCUGCUCAGGUAUCACGUGGGCACGGUGGCCAAAGGCUCCUUCAUCAUCACGCUGGUCAAGAUUCCCAGACUCCUCCUCAUCUACGUGCACAAGCAGCUGAAAGGAAAGGAGAACGCGUGCGCUCGCUGCGCGCUCAAGUCGUGCAUCUGCUGCCUGUGGUGUUUAGAGAAGUGCCUGAAUUAUCUCAACCAGAACGCGUACGCCGCCACGGCCAUCAACGGCACCGGCUUCUGCGCGUCGGCGCGCGACGCCUUCGUCCUGCUGGUGGAGAACGCCUUGCGAGUGGCCACCGUCAACGCCGUGGGAGACUUUGUGCUCUUCCUGGGGAAGAUCCUGAUCGUCGCCAGCACCGCCUUCGCCGGCGUGCUGCUGCUGAACGCGCGCGGAGAUUACGCCGAGUGGCUGCCGCCGCUGCUGCUGGUGUGUCUGUUCGCCUUCCUGGUGGCGCACUGCUUCCUGUCCGUCUUCGAGAUGGUGGUGGACGUGCUCUUCCUCUGCUUCGCCGUCGACACCAAGUACAACGACGGCACGCCGGGAAAAGAGUUCUUCAUGGACAAAGCUCUGAUGGAGCUAGCGGAGCGCAGCAGGCGCUCGGAGCGGGCGGGCGGCCGAGGGCGGACCCGCGCGGAGGAGGCGCCGUCGGAGGGCGCCCGGACCAAAGCCAUGGUGAGUGGAGGAGGAGGCGGUGCCUGGGCGGGCGCCGAAUGGGAGGAGUUCCAGGUCUACUACCUUCUGACGGGCGUCGUCCUGGACUGCGCGCUGACUCCGCGCCCCGACUCGCUCUUGUGCCUCAGCCACGACGUCUUCCUCUUCUUUGUCGUCUACCUGCCCGCAUCGGGCCUCUUUCUCCUCCUGUGCCCGCCGACGGGCGAGGCCGAGCCGGCGGGCUGA